CCGCGCUGCUCGCUCGCCCUCCCCCGCGCGAUUAUCAUAUUCAUCAGCGGCACCCGGGGCUGCUGGCUGCGCGCGCGUGUCCGCGUGUGCGUGUGUGCGUGUGCGGGGCGCGUGUGUGUGUGCAUGUGCGUGUGCGUGUCGCCCUUUCUCUCGUUCCACCGGCAAAAAAAAAAAGAGAGGCUCAGUUUCGUCGCCUUUGCACCGAGGGGCAAAAUUGCAGUGACUUUAUUAGCUGAGUAGUUUUAAUUCCCCGGUAGAUAAAGCGGUAAGGAUUUGUGAGCGGUAAGGAGCCCGAUGGAGCGCUCACCGUAGCCUGCCCAGGGCUGAAGAGGUCCCAGGAUUCUUGAGCUGAGCCCAGCUGACAAGCUUUUGAAGAUGGCACAAUAACAGUCCAGUGAUGCCUGACCAUGACAGCACAGCCCUCUUAAGCAGGCAAACCAAGAGAAGAAGAGUUGACAUUGGAGUGAAAAGGACGGUAGGGACAGCAUCUGCAUUUUUUGCAAAGGCAAGAGCAACGUUUUUUAGUGCCAUGAAUCCCCAAGGUUCAGAGCAGGAUGUCGAGUAUUCAGUAGUGCAGCAUGCAGAUGGGGAAAAGUCAAAUGUACUCCGCAAGCUGCUGAAGAGGGCGAACUCAUAUGAAGAUGCCAUGAUGCCUUUUCCAGGAGCAACCAUAAUUUCCCAGCUGUUGAAAAAUAACAUGAACAAAAAUGGUGGCACGGAGCCCAGUUUCCAAGCCAGCGGUCUCUCUAGUACAGGCUCAGAAGUACAUCAGGAGGAUGUAUGCAGCAACUCUUCAAGAGACAGCCCCCAAGAGUGUCUUUCCCCUUUUGGCAGGCCAACUAUGAGCCAGUUUGAUGUGGAUCGGUUAUGCGACGAGCACCUGAGAGCUAAACGCGCCCGGGUUGAGAAUAUAAUUCGAGGUAUGAGCCAUUCCCCCAGCGUGGCAUUAAGGGGCAAUGAAAAUGAAAGAGAAAUAGCUCCGCAGUCCGUCAGUCCCCGAGAAAGUUACAGAGAAAACAAACGCAAGCAAAAGCUGCCGCAGCAGCAGCAGCAGAGUUUCCAGCAGCUGGUUUCGGCGAGGAAGGAGCAGAAGCGAGAGGAGCGCAGACAGCUGAAGCAGCAGCUGGAGGACAUGCAGAAGCAGCUGCGCCAGCUGCAGGAGAAGUUCUACCAGAUCUACGACAGCACCGACUCUGAAAAUGAUGAAGAUGGCAACCUGUCUGAAGACAGCAUGCGCUCGGAAACCAUGGACGCGAGAGCCGGCGACUCUGUCGGCAGGUCAGACAAUGAGAUGUGCGAGCUGGACCCGGGGCAGUUCAUCGACCGGGCACGGGCCCUCAUCCGGGAGCAGGAGGUAGCGGAGAACAAGCCAAAAAGAGAAGGUCCUAAGGAGAAGGAGCAAGGGCCAAACGCCUUCCACCCUGAAGGCAAACACUUGGCUGAGACCCUCAAGCAGGAGCUGAACACUGCCAUGUCACAAGUCGUGGACACAGUGGUCAAAGUUUUCUCAUCCAAGCCCUCCCGCCAGCUUCCUCAGGUCUUCCCGCCCCUCCAGAUCCCGCAGGCAAGGUUCGCCGUCAACGGGGAGAACCACAACUUCCACACAGCCAACCAGCGCCUGCAGUGCUUCGGGGACGUCAUCAUUCCCAACCCCCUGGACACCUUCGGCAGCGUCCCCAUGCCCGGCGCCACCGACCAAACCGAGGCACUGCCCCUCGUCGUCCGCAAAAACUCCUCUGACCAAUCGGCCUCGGCCCCGCCGGCCGGUGGCCACCACGCCUCCCUGCACCAGUCCCCGCUCUCGGCCACCGCCGGCUUCUCCACCUCCUCCUUCCGCCACCCCUUCCCGCUGCCCCUCAUGGCCUACCCCUUCCAGAGCCCCCUGGGCGCCCCGUCGGCCUCCUUCCCGGGGAAAGAGCGCGCCUCCCCCGAAUCCCUCGACCUGACCCGGGAGACCACCAGCCUGAGGACCAAGAUGUCAUCGCACCACAUGAACCACCACCCCUGCUCGCCGGCCCACCCCCCCAGCGCUGCCGAGGGCCUCUCCUUGUCCCUCAUUAAGUCCGAGUGUGGCGACCUGCAAGACAUGUCUGAAAUCUCGCCCUACUCGGGAAGUGCAAUGCAGGAAGGCUUGUCACCGAAUCACUUGAAAAAGGCCAAGCUCAUGUUCUUUUACACCCGGUACCCAAGUUCCAAUAUGCUGAAAACCUACUUCUCAGAUGUAAAGUUCAACAGAUGCAUUACCUCUCAGCUCAUCAAGUGGUUUAGCAAUUUCCGUGAGUUUUACUACAUUCAGAUGGAGAAGUAUGCACGGCAAGCCAUCAACGACGGGGUCACGAGCACUGAGGAGCUGUCUAUAACCAGAGACUGUGAGCUGUACAGGGCCCUGAACAUGCACUACAAUAAAGCAAAUGAUUUUGAGCAGGUUCCAGAGAGAUUCCUGGAAGUGGCUCAGAUCACGUUACGGGAGUUUUUCAAUGCCAUUAUCGCAGGCAAAGAUGUUGAUCCUUCCUGGAAGAAGGCCAUAUACAAGGUCAUCUGUAAGCUGGACAGUGAGGUCCCUGAGAUUUUCAAAUCCCCAAACUGCCUACAAGAGCUUCUUCAUGAGUAGAGAGUUCAGCAGCUAUUUAUGAAUGUAUGAAAGUAGCAGUCCCCUUCUGAUGCCCAAGUCAUGUGUGUCUCUAUUUUAAUUUCAUAUAUAUGUGUAUGGCAUACAUAUAUAUAUGUAUAUGAAAUUAGACUGAUCCCUCCUGGAUAUAAGUUUUCGUUCAGUUCCAAGGGGAUGGUUAUUUUACUUCAGCCUUUGGUUUACUUUUGCCCGAGACCCUUAACAUUUGAAGAAUCAACGGGGUUAAUUUUCAGGGAGAAGAGUUUGGAAGCGUGUAAAAGCCUGUCUUAGCAAGUUAGGGCAUUAUGUUUAAAAAUGCUUUGUCAGAUUUAUUGCUUGCUGCAAAGUGGCAUUUUGUCUUGGUGAGACUAAUGUCAUGGCACAAUACUACAGACAAUGGAGUUUAUAUUAUGUUUAUACUGCUAAAGGUCUGAACUCUGUGGAGCCAUUUCAUAAGCUUCGAGCUUUUUUAUUUGUAUUUAUAUACUUUUUAAACAAUAACUAGAUUUUGUUUCAUACUUCAGAAAAAUACAUCUGUUUUAGGUACUCACUCCAAGAAGUGACACCCAAAAAAGCAAACCCUAUGCUUCAUGUGUUCCUUACAGAAAUGACAGAUACCCUGCACCAGUAACCAACAUGCCAGGUUCUUGUUUCUCUAAAUUGCAGCAAGGGAUGUUUGCACAAAUCAAAUACUGUUCUUGCAGGGUUAGGCCAGUAAUUCAUGCACAAUGUUGUAUCAGCCACACUAAUUCUGGAAUAUGGUCAGCUUACUAAAGCGGAAGCAUUUCACUCUCCAUAGAGUAAAAAUGAAACCUUCAGCAUCGUAUAUUGCCAUGUCUCAGUCUUACUUUAAGUGGCAUUAGUCCCUAAAUUUAUUAUUUUCUUAGUCCAUUCUGCCCCCCAAGAUUCCCUUUCCAGCAUACAAACUUUCCUGUCCAUAUUUGACAUCUGCCCUGAAAAGCACUUUUUGAAUCAUCUUAGUGGAAGAGUCUUCACCUCACAGUGCUGAGGCAAAGGAAAAAAAAAAAAAAGGCUUGUUUGUAGCUAUAAAAUAUAAUUUGUGUUUUCCUAAUCAGAAGAAUAAAAAUUUCAUUUUCAUAAAAUUCUAAUUGAGCAUUAUACAAAAAUCACACUGUCCUCCUGGCUAUGCAGGGUUAAGAUAGCCAAAUUCAAUUUUUAAAAUUACAGUAAGUGCAGCUUUAAAAAAAAAUAAAGAAAGAAAAAUCUAUUUGAGCAAAGUGGCUGCACUUGUCUUCUGAAGCUGGAGCUAGUGGUGACCAAAACCUGAGCUACAGUGUAAAGUCCCUGACAGAUCUGGGUUUGCCUGAAUGCUACACCACGAAUUGACAGACAGAAAGAAAGAAAGCUAGCUGCUAGUUCUCAUGCUUUCUUCAGUGGCUCUCCUUUUCUCAUGUUUUCAGAAAGAAAUCAUCUCCAGAAGUUUGGGGGAAGGUUGAAUAUGCUAUGGCACACUGUAUUUGUCAUUUUCUUUGUCGUCUUUUGUACGGAUGCAGUAAGAAUUUAUUGUUAUCAUCAAUAGUAUUUUCCCCUACAUAAUUCAAUCUAAAUCUAGAGGAAGUUCCUAAUUAGUCCUGAAUUAUAUUUAUGCCAUUGAGGAUAUUGGUAUCUUCUUUAUUUUAAAAUUACAUUUUGACUUUGGAGAGUGAAAGUUUACCCAUGUGACUAAAGAGCUGACCUGAUCAUUGCAAUUUCACUUCAUUUACAAAUACUGCUGAUAGACAGAAAUGUAUGAAAGCAAUUAUUGUUAGCAGAAAGCCUUAAAAACCUGCUGACUUCAAAUUAAACAGCACAAUCCUCCGAUUCCCUGUCAUUCUUUUCAAGCACUGGCAGUAUCUGUGGAGUAUAGGCAAUGCAGACAAUAGCAUGGGAUGAAGUGCCAACAUUUUCACUAUGCAUUAAAAGCAAAACAAAUCUUGAUCUUAGACUCCCUGAGAGUACCUAAUACUGUACGUAUCCUUACAGUAGACAGGAUUUUUUUUUCUUUCUUUUAUUUUCUUACAUUUUAUUUCAUUUUAUUUUGAUUUCUUAAUUUUAUUUUUCCUUUUUGUUUUUCUGUGUGUGUGCAUGAUUUGGUAAACAUUACACUUCAUAAAGAUGUAACUCCAAUGAAUUCUGAGUAAGAAAGGAUGAAAAUUGUGUUCAUGCACUUUUUUGAUUUAUGGGAAGAAGUGGCAUAAAAUGCUCAAGUUUUAAUACACUAAGUUCAUCAUUGGCAUACCAUCAGAUGCAAAAUAUUACUUUGCAUUGUCACCUUGGACAUAAGAAAGCAAAGCCAUACUUUAUUCAUACUAUGUGGACAUACUACUAGCUACCAUCUCAACCUGUGAUUUUAC
Messenger RNA from Zonotrichia leucophrys gambelii, 4962 nucleotides. RefSeq names its product prospero homeobox 1 (gene PROX1). The coding region runs from base 398 to 2611 and encodes 737 amino acids. Gene Ontology annotation, biological process: regulation of transcription by RNA polymerase II. Lineage: Eukaryota; Metazoa; Chordata; Aves; Passeriformes; Passerellidae. The transcript is spliced from 6 exons. Gene Ontology annotation, molecular function: DNA-binding transcription factor activity, RNA polymerase II-specific; RNA polymerase II cis-regulatory region sequence-specific DNA binding. Gene Ontology annotation, cellular component: nucleus. The record is from RefSeq and is a predicted model, not a curated record.